Trichophyton rubrum CBS 118892 is the source of this 1839-nucleotide messenger RNA. RefSeq lists its product as uncharacterized. The transcript has a single exon. Bases 432 to 758 code for a protein of 108 amino acids. The record is from RefSeq and is a predicted model, not a curated record. NCBI's taxonomy places the organism in Eukaryota, Fungi, Ascomycota, Eurotiomycetes, Onygenales, Arthrodermataceae.
AAGGGGGGCAUAGCUUGGGUAGCAAGAGGGCCAGGGAGAUCUGGCGCCGUACAUUGAAUAUCAACAAGCGUCUCCAUCAAUAUAGGCUGAUCAGAUAUCUCGCAUUCAGAACUGUAUCUAGAAUAGCUAUUAGAUAUCUGGGUAUUAGAGGUAGUUAUUGUGUCUGAUAGUCAGCAAGUGACAAUCCUCCGCGUGGUGUCCGUUGGAAGAGCCGCAUUGCAAGGCUGAGCUUUGACGAACUUUAACCGACCUGAUUGAAAUCAACAGCCACGCCGUGAAAGACCGUGUCGUUCAUUCAAGCACCAGCUUCCCAUUGUUACUCGAUACGAAAGAUACCUUGACCGAUACUAAUAAAUGUUUGGUCUCAUUCACUACUACCCGAACAAGGAAAUAUCGUAUUUAACCACCCAGCAAUUUAUUAUCCAAGUAGAAUGUUGGUUAGGAUGUUGAAUUGGUUUAUAUGCCCAAGCAAGUGGCCGCCUGAUAAUUUCUCACUCAAUGCAUUUACUGACUUGUAUACCCCUGAGACAAAAUAUCACACGUUUUUUAGUUCUAUUAAGUCAAGCUAUUACUAUUUAAUUGACACAUUGGCUAGAGUAUACUGCGGGCGUGAGGAGUUUACUAACCUUCUACAUUUACAUACAGAGGCGGCAGCUAACUACAUGAACAGUAUAUCUACGUGUCCAAAUCAGCAAUCUUCUGUGGCUCUAUUAAAAACCAUGGCAUUUAAUGAAAUUUUGAGGGCCAUACGCGCAUAAGUCCAUUUGAUAUCUGUAUUCUUCCUGAAAAAGGCCACUAUUCUUAUUUGACCAACGAUUUUCCAGCAUCAAUGGCGUGGAAGUUUAUACCCCCGAUCAACAGGAAGACUCGGAAGACAUAGGGAGAGAUUGAGAUUCCCCCCAUUUCAUCUGGAAAUCAACGUCCUCGGGGCCCUGGUUGUAUACUUAGGAAGGAUUCAAAGAAGUUUCCACUACUAUAUUUGAAUUGAUCGAAUCCGCCUCUUCUGAAAACGAUAACUAGCAAUAACCUAACCAUUGCUGUCGUCAGUGAAGCGGCUAAACUAUGUAUACAAGCCACGUAUAUGAAAGCAUAACCGGGGACAACAGCAUCAAACAGAUGUCCUUCUCCAAUCAACUAAUUAACUACCUAGUAAAGCUCUAUGCUGUAGUCUUGCUACGCCGUUUUCAGAUGACUGCAGGAACUAGCGGGAAUAUCGACUCACUCAGGGAUAACACUCACUAGGGCCAGAGGGAGUACUACUUACUGUCCAUACCUGUACGUUGGCUACGUACAAUCCACUACUAGCAAACGCAAGGCCUUGUGCACUCCCCAGGUUUUCUACCCAGCCCUCAAAUCGAUAAAGGAUAUCUCGUAUAUAAAACUCUAUAUUCUUCGCCUUCUCACCCCUCACCCGGCUAAAAACGAUAGAUCAAGUCCCAUGAAGCCACCCUGCAGGGUAUAUACCGAGUUGCUUACGACUCAUGCAUCCACCACGUCCGCUUUUUUGGAAUCAACCAAGCCAAUGGCCGAGCCUAAGAAGACAUGUCUGCGGAACGCUCUCAACGAGCUUUCAUCUGAGACUAGGGAGGAGGAUGAGGAAAAGCCAGAUUAGACGGUUUCGUUCCAGGGUAAAAAGAGCUCUCUGGCACUAUGGGAAUACUGAGUUACUUUGACUUCAAGGAUGUGUGCGCUUCUACGGAGUACGUAUUAAUUCUUCUCCCGAACAGUAUGAUGGUGCGGUAAAUAUUGACUCCAACGAGUCCCGUUAUGCUUGUCAGAACUGGGUAGACGAUGCCCUUAAGGCCGUUAGGGCGAGGGGAUAUCUGGAGUGAUUCCCCC